CCUUGUUUACUGUUAGAGGAUAACUGUGUUGGCCUUGUUUACUGUUAGAGGAUAACUGUUGGCCUUGUUUACUGUGUGAGGGUAACUGUGUUGGCCUUGUUUACUGUGAGAGGAUAACUGUGUUGGCCUUGUUUACUGUGAGAGGAUAACUGUUGGCCUUGUUUACUGUGAGAGGAUAACUGUGUUGGCCUUGUUUACUGUGUGAGGGUAACUGUGUUGGCCUUGUUUACUGUGAGAGGAUAACUGUUGGCCUUGUUUACUGUGAGAGGAUAACUGUUGGCCUUGUUUACUGUGCGAGGGUAACUGUUGGCCUUGUUUACUGUGUGAGGGUAACUGUGUUGGCCUUGUUUACUGUGAGAGGAUAACUGUUGGCCUUGUUUACUGUGUGAGGAUAACUGUUGGCCUUGUUUACUGUGUGGGGGUAACUGUGUUGGCCUUGUUUACUGUGUGGGGGUAACUGUUGGCUUUGUUUACUGUGUGAGGAUAACUGUUGGCUUUGUUUACUGUGAGAGGGUAACUGUUGGCCUUGUUUACUGUGUGAGGGUAACUGUUGGCCUUGUUUACUGUGUGGGGGUAACUGUUGGCUUUGUUUACUGUGUGAGGAUAACUGUUGGCUUUGUUUACUGUGAGAGGAUAACUGUUGGCCUUGUUUACUGUGUGAGGGUAACUGUUGGCCUUGUUUACUGUGUGGGGGUAACUGUGUUGGCCUUGUUUACUGUGAGAGGAUAACUGUUGGCUUUGUUUACUGUGUGAGGGUAACUGUUGGCCUUGUUUACUGUGUGAGGGUAACUGUUGGCCUUGUUUACUGUGUGAGGGUAACUGUGUUGGCCUUGUUUACUGUGAGAGGAUAACUGUCGGCUUUGUUUACUGUGUGAGGGUAACUGUUGGCUCUGUUUACUGUGUGAGGUAACUGUCGGCUUUGUUUACUGUGAGAGGGUAACUGUCGCCUUUGUUUACUGUGCGAGGGUAACUGUGUUGGCUUUGUUUACUGUGCGAGGGUAGCUGUGUCGGCUUUGUUUACUGUGCGAGGCUAGCUGUGUCCGCCUUGUUUACUGUGUGAGGGUAACUGUGUCAGCAUUGUUUACUGUGUGAGGGUAACUGUUCACUUUGUUUACUGUGUGAGGGUAACUGUGUUCGCUUUGUUUACUGUGCGAGGGUAACUGUGUUGGCUUUGUUUACUGUUUGGGGGUAACUGUGUUGGCCUUGUUUACUGUGCGAGGGUAACUGUUAGCUUUGUUUACUGUGAGAGGAUAACUGUGUUGGCCUUGUUUACUGUGUGGGGGCGCUCGUGAGCGCUCUGAACUCUGCCGCUGUUGUCGCUGUCUAACUGCCGCAGCACCUAAAUUGAGAAGAUUUGCUGUGAACCUGUGAGCGGAGCGGCAUGAACGGAGCGGAGCGGCCCGUUUCUGGGGGCUUUUCUGUGACGCCGACUCUCCUGCGGGGGGGUUAAACCGUUAGGAGACAGAUUCAUCCCUCAGAGCUGGGCUGAAGUGGGUUUGGCUAAAGGCAGCUAAGUUAGCUCAGUCAGCGACCUGUGAGGAAGCAGAGCAGAGCAGAGCAGAGCAGGGAGGACAACAGCGGAGCCGCUGCUGCUGCUGUCCGUAGGGAAGGGCUGAUUUCAGGACUCCGGAAGGGACUUUACCCACGUCACCCACAAAAUCCUGAAUUUUUCCGGACUGUCAUCUCAGCCCGAGGCCUGAAUGCCGGUGGGGUCGGGUUGUGUUGUUUAUGUAGCCGCUAGCCUCCUAUUUACUGAGAUAUGCAGCCUAUAGCUAGCUAACGUUAGCUGGAGUACACGGUAACUGAGGCGUCUGAGGAUUUGUCGUUAAUUUUAGUGGGAAUACGAACCUGGACGGGCUGUAACGGUGUGGUUUUGUGUCCUUAUUUUUCGUCUGGUCUCGUUUUAUCGUCGCGAGUGAGGAUCAAAUGUGUGGAGCUGCCUUUGUAAGCAGCGCCAAAUCCCUGUUAGCUUGUUUUCCUCCGUGUUUCUCCUCAUUAGCUGAGCUAGCUGGCGUUCCGCUCCUCGGUGGUCGAGCUGGUCGCUGAAUCGGUUCUGUGUGCCUCGGUUUCUGUCCUGUAUGAGGGAGUCAGUAUGUCCAGGUGCUGGAGGUCCAGACCCAGACCCUCUGUCCGGCUCUGCCCCCCCGGUCUGGGGUCUGUGGUGUUGCAGGUUUUGUGGUGGUCAGUGUGUUUGGUUCGCUCGGACUCCAGCGUGGUGGUUCAGAAAGAUGCCCAGUUCGGGGUCCUUUAUCUGGACACGGUGACCAGCCACAACCAGACCAUCUACUCCUUCAACCACACCGUGUCCAGGAACAAGACGGAGGGCCUGCGAGUGUCGGUGGAGCUGCUGCUCUCUGAGACCACUAAGAGUCCUAUCCUGUUUGUCGUUCGUCAGAAGCAGGCCGUUCUCUCCUUCCAGGUUCCGCUCAUCCUCCGAGGCCUGUAUCAGAGGAAGUAUCAGUACACCCAGGUGGGUCGGACCCUUUGCCAGCCCCCAACAGUCCUCCCGUCUGAAACUCAGUUUUUCUACGUGGACGUGUCCACUCUGUCCUCCACCAGCGUCCAAUACCAGCUGCAGGUCAGCCGGGUGGAGAGCUUCACGCUGCAGACGGACAAGAAAUUCAGCUUCAAUGCAACUCCCUCCCAGCCCCAGUUUUUUAAAUAUGUCUUUCCUGAGGGCGUGGACACGGUUAUUGUGAAAGUGAAUUCUGAGAAGAAUUUUCCCUGCUCCGUCAUGUCCAUUCAGGAUAUCCAGUGUCCUGUGUAUGAUCUGGACAACAACGUGGCCUUUAUCGGAAUGUAUCAGACCAUGACCAAGAAGGGAGCCAUUACAGUGCAGAGGAAGGACUUCCCAAGCAACAGUUUCUACGUGGUCGUCGUGGUGAAGACGGAGGACGAGGCGUGCGGCGGGCCGCUCAAGUUCUACCCCCUUUUGCCCGAUGAGCUGUUGGAUGCUGGGAAUCGCAGUAAAACUCUGGACGUGGUCGUCUCUCCUGCCAUUAACUCGGAGGUGUAUGUGAUGGGGAUGCUGUUCUGUCUCGGCAUCUUCCUGUCCUUCUACGUGCUGACCUUCCUGGUGGCCUGCAUAGAGAACAAAAGGAUGAACAGAAAGAGGGAGGGCUUUCUGCAGCCUGCUGACAUGUCACCAGCAGAGACAGCCUCUCUGUUAGGUAAAGGUCUGACUCCAGCCUCUCCGUAUGAAUACGGCUCCUUCGCUGAUAACGGCAGCACGUUGAGUUCAGAGCCCGUCACGGACAGUUUGGCGUCAGCUGAAGGCUCCUAUGGAUACAUGGGACAGGAGACUUUCAAGCGUCGGCCAAUCGGCUCACACCACGUAGCCAUCCGCUUCGAGCGAUCCAUGGACACGGUGGGUCGCUGUCGGCAGGAGUCUUUGAGCUCGGUAGAAGAGGACGAUUACGACACGCUGGCCGACAUCGACUCCGACAAGAACAUCGUCCGCACUAAGAAGUACCUGUGUGUGGCUGAUCUGGCUCGUAAAGACAAGCGCGUCCUGAACAAGAAGUACCAGAUCUACUUCUGGAACAUCGCCACCAUCGCUGUGUUCUACGCCCUGCCGGUGAUCCAGCUGGUCAUCACCUAUCAGACGGUUGUCAACGUGACGGGAAACCAAGACAUCUGCUACUACAACUUCCUGUGUGCUCAUCCUCUCGGGGCUCUGAGUUCCUUCAACAACAUCCUGAGUAACCUUGGUUACGUGAUGCUGGGGCUGCUGUUCUUGCUGAUUGUGCUGCAGAGGGACAUCCUGCACAACCGCGCUCUGGUGCGCAAUGACGUCACCGCACUGGAGUGCGGUAUCCCGAAGCAUUUCGGCCUUUUCUAUGCGAUGGGAACGGCUCUGAUGAUGGAGGGGCUGCUGAGCGCCUGUUACCACGUCUGCCCGAACUACACCAACUUCCAGUUCGAUACGUCCUUCAUGUACAUGAUAGCUGGGUUAUGUAUGCUGAAGCUGUAUCAGAAGAGACACCCGGACAUCAACGCCAGCGCCUAUACGGCGUACGCCUGCCUGGCUGCGGUCAUUUUCUUCUCCGUACUGGGAGUGGUGUUUGGUAAGGGUAACACAGCGUUCUGGAUUGUGUUCUCGGUCAUUCAUAUCCUGGCCACACUGCUGCUCAGUACUCAGCUCUACUACAUGGGCCGCUGGAAGCUGGACUCUGGAAUCAUGCGCCGGAUGCUGUAUGUGAUCUACACUGACUGCAUUCGCCAGUGCAGCGGACCCAUGUACAUAGAUCGAAUGGUGCUGCUGGUGAUGGGCAACAUCGUUAACUGGUCUCUGGCUGCGUACGGACUCAUUAAAAGGCCGAACGACUUCGCCUCGUACCUCCUGGCUAUCGCCAUCUGUAACCUGCUGCUGUACUUCGCCUUCUACAUCAUCAUGAAGCUGCGGAGCGGAGAGCGGAUCCACUGUUUGGCGCUGGUGUGUAUCCUCUUCACCGCUGUGGUUUGGGGCUUCGCGCUCUUCUUUUUCUUCCAGGGACUCAGUACCUGGCAGAAAACGCCGGCCGAGUCUCGUGAGCACAACCGGGACUGUAUCCUCCUCUCGUUCUUUGACGAUCACGAUAUCUGGCACUUCCUGUCAUCCAUCGCGAUGUUCGGCUCCUUCCUGGUGCUCCUGACGAUGGACGAUGACCUGGACAGCGUCCAGAGAGACAAGAUCUACGUCUUCUAACUCCUUUUCUAGCCAAUCACUGCACAAACCGGCAGCGUUCGCUGCCCUGAGGGUGGGUCGACCGCACUGGACCGGACCGAGUGAGCCGGGGGCUCUGCGUAGAACAGGACACUGAAUGUGCCGAUCACACCCGCCUGGUUCACUUUGCACCUGCUGGAGCUCGUCCUGUUGUUGUCGUCGUCGCCGUGGUAACGGUCAAUCUGUCUCCAUGACGCUGUGUCUUUCGAAACGAUGAUGGUCAACGCUUCAACGGUUUAAAUCGAGAAUAAUCAGACCUGCCAUGCAAACGUCAAUGCAUUUUGUCAAUUCUGUGCUGCGUGUUUGAGGGUGUGUGUGUGUGUGUGUGUUUCUGACCUUCUGUGUGUGUGUGAGUGUGUGUGUGUGAGUGUGUGUGUGAGUGUGUGUGUGUGUGUGUGUGUGUGUGUGAGUGUGUGAGUGUGUGUCCAGAUGACUUGUGGCCUUCCAUGUUUCGAUUUGGGGUCCUGUUGGGUUUAACUGAUCGCAGAAGAAUUACUGUAGCUGUUCAGCCUUUUCAGAAGAUGAUGAUAACGCUGGUGGUGGAAUCGAUUUGCACUGUAAAAAUGCUUUUAAGAAAAAAUGUUACAGAAUAAAGUCUUUGUAUGUUUUUCAAUACUGUAAA
Molecule: messenger RNA, 5327 nt
Organism: Colossoma macropomum (tambaqui)
Lineage: Eukaryota; Metazoa; Chordata; Actinopteri; Characiformes; Serrasalmidae
Gene: sidt2
Product: SID1 transmembrane family, member 2
Exons: 28
Coding region: 2093-4687 (864 amino acids)
Cellular component (GO): membrane
Source: RefSeq, a predicted model, not a curated record